Molecule: messenger RNA, 1302 nt
Organism: Penicillium nucicola
Lineage: Eukaryota; Fungi; Ascomycota; Eurotiomycetes; Eurotiales; Aspergillaceae
Product: IQ calmodulin-binding motif protein
Exons: 5
Coding region: 1-1302 (433 amino acids)
Molecular function (GO): protein binding
Source: RefSeq, a predicted model, not a curated record
AUGACGCGGACUCCCUCGCCGGAGAGGCGUGACGUCAUCGAAGCUGCGCGAACGGUUCAGAGGGUGUAUCGUGGCUAUCGUACACGAAGAGAGCUUCGUGGGUUUGGUUUAUCGGCUUCAACACGAUGGGACGAGGCCUUCCACGAAGCCCACUGGCAUCAACUUCACCAACCCAGAGAUAUUCGAGUCGCACCCGCGGAUGAGAGCUGCAACCAAGCGCGGCGAAACUGGCAGCGAGCGGUCAGCGUCGCGAAACGAGCUGGCGGCGAUGAUGAUGACUGUGUUUCGGGGUCAGCGUCCACCGGAACGCAGUCCACCCAUAUAAACGAGAUGUCGUCGGGGGCAAGUGCCAAGAUGAUGGAUCUUAGAUAUUUCCUUGAAAUGGUGGAUCUGAAACAUCGACAUGGGAGCAAUCUGCGCGCAUACCACACCUACUGGCAAAACUCGCCAUCAACCCAAAAUUUCUUUUAUUGGUUAGACCAUGGUGAAGGGAAACAGUUGGAAUUGGAACAAUGUCCACGAGAGCGUCUUGAGAAACAGCAGGUCCGCUACCUAACCCGAGAGCAACGCAUGAAUUACUUGGUCAGAGUGGAUGAAGCUGGGUUAUUCCGAUGGGCCAAAAAUAACGAGUUAGUGUGGACAAAUAACACACGCUUCAAAGACAGCCUUGAGGGGAUUGUAUCCAUGGAGCAUGAUGCACCGCAAUUUCUUGGAAACGAGACCGCCACAGACUCUGAAUCUACAUCAAACUCUUCCUCACCAUCCGAUUCCAUGUCAUCCUCUCCAAAGAGCCUUGGCAGUGUGUUGUCCAACGAGGAGAAUCAUAUUGUCACAAAAGAAGAGUACAAGGCCGCAAAGGUGAUCAAGAAGGUCAUUCAUUCGAACCCAACCACUGCAUUCAAACGAAUGUUGGGUCAGUCCACUGAAAAGGAAAACAUGUGGAUUUUCGUCGCAGACAGUUCCUUCCGUUUGUACAUUGGGAUCAAAAAGUCGGGAGCUUUCCAGCACUCCUCAUUUUUAAGAGGUGCUCGUAUCGCUGCAGCUGGAAUGAUCAAGAUCAAACACGGCCAGCUACGCAGCCUGGCGCCAAUGAGUGGCCAUUAUCGACCCCCAGCCGCCAACUUUCGGGCCUUCCAUCUUGCCCUUCAAAAACAAGGGGUGGACAUGUCAAAUGUCUCGAUGAGCAAGUCCUAUGUGAUGCUCGCUGGAAUCCAGGGCUACACUAAGACAAAACGAAAAUUCCGUGCAAUACAUGGGAAAAUGCAACAUAAUGAACCAGACGUCUCUAAGCCUCCCGAAUGA